This is a messenger RNA of Microdochium trichocladiopsis, 1142 nucleotides long. RefSeq names its product ATP synthase delta subunit-domain-containing protein. Gene Ontology annotation, biological process: proton motive force-driven mitochondrial ATP synthesis. Gene Ontology annotation, cellular component: membrane. The record is from RefSeq and is a predicted model, not a curated record. Gene Ontology annotation, molecular function: proton-transporting ATP synthase activity, rotational mechanism. Lineage: Eukaryota; Fungi; Ascomycota; Sordariomycetes; Xylariales; Microdochiaceae. Bases 111 to 791 code for a protein of 226 amino acids. The transcript is spliced from 3 exons.
CUGCAAGACGACGCAGGCUAGUCAAACCCGUAGUGAAGCUUGGUCUCUACGAACAUCUGCAACCUCUCCUCCGUCCCUCUCCACGCAUCUCGACAUCCGCCUGCAUCGCCAUGUUGUCCCGACAAGCCUUCCGCUCGAUCAGAGCUGCUGCUCCCAAGCGGGCUAUCGCCCCUCGCGCUCCCGUCCGCUCCUAUGCCGCCGCCGCCGCUGCUCAGGACGUCAAGCCCCCGAUUGCCGUCUUUGGCCUUGACGGCACCUACGCCUCUGCUCUGUACACUGCCGCCGUCAAGUCCUCCGCCAUCGACCCCACGGCCCGCGCCCUGACCAACCUCGGCCAGGUCCUCGCCAAGGAUGCUAAGCUCACCUCCAUCCUCAGCACCCCUACUCUCAGCGAUGCCGACAAGAGCGCCAUUGUCGGCGAGCUGCAGAAGCAGGCCGGCGUCUCGAACGAGACCGUCAAGAACUUCCUCGAGACCCUCGCCGAGAACAACCGCCUCGGCAUACUGCCCGGCAUCGUCGACAAGUUCAGCCAGAUCAUGAGCGCCGCCCGCGGCGAGGUCGAGCUGAAGAUCACCAGCGCCCAGCAACUCGACAGCAAGACCCUUAGCCGCCUCGAGACCGCCGUCUCCAAGUCCCAGUACGUCGGCGCCGGCAAGAAGCUCAAGGUCACCAACGAGGUCAACCCCGACGUCCUUGGCGGACUUGUCGUCGAGAUUGGCGACCGGACGAUCGACCUCUCCGUCUCCUCCAAGAUCGCCAAGCUCAACAAGCUCCUCACUGACACCCUGUAAAUUAUCAAACUCCAAUAUAAUCUCUUUUGUACUUUGUCGUCGUGUCCCGAACCAAGGGACGAGGAAAAGCAACCAAGAGCGAUGCGGACUGGCGAAUGGGGACGUCCUGCGCAGGGAUUGGAGACGUACUGUCGGCAGGACCGGAGGAGAUGUGAGAGAGGUCUAUUUCAAAGGGUGCUCUUUUCUCGUGAGAUGCUGCUUCUAGCGAGUUCAGACCAACCGUGUAUAGAUGUUGUCGAAAUAUGAAAUAGAUGAUUACUAUCCUCGGCACUGCCUUGCUCUAUGACGUGCUCGGCCCAACACAAUGCCGCUGGGAAACAGGCACACAAGGGAAUAGCGGUACCCCGUUGU